AUGACUUCCACACAAGCUCUCGUCCUCCACGGCGCCAAAGAUCUCCGUCUGGAAUCACGAUCCAUCUCCCCUCCCACAGGCUCUGACGUCCAAGUCGCCAUCCGCGCCACCGGUCUCUGCGGCUCAGAUCUUCAUUACUACAGCCACGGCCGCAAUGGCGACUUCGUUGUGCGCGAGCCCAUGUGCCUGGGCCACGAGUCCUCGGGUACCGUGACCGCUGUCGGACCAGACGUGACUACCCUGCAGGUCGGCGAUCGUGUGGCCCUCGAGGUCGGACUCCCCUGUCGCAACUGCACGCUCUGCCGCACCGGCCGCUACAACAUCUGCGCCAACAUGAAGUUCCGCAGCAGCGCCAAGAGCUUCCCCCAUCUCGACGGCACGCUCAUGGAGCUCACCAACCACCCGGCCGAGAUGUGCCACAAGCUGCCCGACACCGUCUCCUACGCCGGCGGCGCCCUCGUCGAGCCGCUCGCCGUCUGUCUGCACGCCAUCCGCCGCUCACACCCGCCCACACCCGCCGAGGUCGAGCUGGCCCGCUCCCUCGGCGACUCCUCCGCGGCCCUAAUCUUCGGCGCCGGCGCCAUCGGCCUCCUCCUCGCCGCCGCCCUCGCCACCUCCCAGCCCUUCACCUCCAUCGUCGUCGCGGACAUCGACCCGGCCCGCCUCCGCAUCGCCGAGUCGCUCAACCUCGGCCUCCAGACCCAUCUCCUGCCCAAGGGCGAUCCCGCACACCCACCCCCGCCCGCCACCGCCCCGAACGCCGACCACGUCGCCCACGCCCUGCAGAGCGCGCAGCGUACCGCAGCCGCGCUGAAAAACGCGCUGGGGGUGGGCGCCGGCUUCGUGCGCGUGUACGACUGCACCGGCGUGCCAGCGUGCGUGCAGGCGGGGAUCUAUGCAGCGGCGCCGGGCGCCGUGCUCGUGCAAAUCGGCAUGGGCAAUCCCGUGCAGACGCUGCCGGUGGGGGCGGCGGCGCUGCGCGAGGUCGAUAUCAUCGGCGUGUUUCGGUAUGAUGGGCUUGCGUACCCGGCGGCGAUUGAGCUGGUGGCGAGUGGGAAGCUGGAUCAUGUGGAGAAGCAGGUCGUGACGCAUCGGGUGAAGCUGGAGGAGGGGGAGCGGGCGUUUAGUCUGGCUGGGAAGGGGGUGGAUGAGGAGGGGAGACCGGUUGUGAAGGUUGUGAUUGAGAGCUAG
This is a messenger RNA of Aspergillus clavatus NRRL 1, 1191 nucleotides long. RefSeq names its product NAD(P)-dependent alcohol dehydrogenase. Gene Ontology annotation, molecular function: L-iditol 2-dehydrogenase (NAD+) activity; zinc ion binding. Bases 1 to 1191 code for a protein of 396 amino acids. The transcript is spliced from 2 exons. Gene Ontology annotation, biological process: D-sorbitol catabolic process. The record is from RefSeq and is a predicted model, not a curated record. NCBI's taxonomy places the organism in Eukaryota, Fungi, Ascomycota, Eurotiomycetes, Eurotiales, Aspergillaceae.